This is a messenger RNA of Carya illinoinensis, 2714 nucleotides long. Its product is annotated as protein RRNAD1. The transcript has 13 exons. NCBI's taxonomy places the organism in Eukaryota, Viridiplantae, Streptophyta, Magnoliopsida, Fagales, Juglandaceae. The record is from RefSeq and is a predicted model, not a curated record. The coding region runs from base 57 to 1754 and encodes 565 amino acids.
CACAAUAAUUAGGACGCAGUAUCUUCGGCUCCUCAUCUCAAUCGUCGGUAACGACAAUGAGCGGGACUUGCAAGUACUCGUGUGACACUGCCACACACACCCUGCAAUGGAUCAACGCCAUCAUCGACUUCCUCAGACCCUAUGCCUUCUUGAUACACACUCACGUGGUCAAUUUCUUCAAGGAUAGACAGUGGGAAGCUGUUGAUAAAGAAUGGAUGGAUUGCCUGAGGAAGGACCCUGUUGAAAAUCUUCUGCUUAUUCCUUCUGGAGUGGUCCAGGAUCACUGGCCUGUUUCGCUGAAGGAUUUUGUACUAAACUUGAGGUCUCUUGUGUUUCCAAGAGAGCCGGCGGACUUGCACAUGUCAUUACCUGACCUGCACAUGGUUUCAGUGAAUAGCGUUCUUGCUCAGGGCAUGAAUAUGAAGAAAAAACAUGAAGUGGAAGUUCUUUCUGCUAUUGUUAGUUCAAUUGCUGACAGUGUAAGAGCUCAUACCAUUGUCGAUGUUGGUGCUGGCCAGGGUUAUCUUGCACAAGUAUUAUCCUUUCAGUAUCAACACUCUGUGAUUGCGAUUGAUGCAUGUUCUCACCAUGGAAGGGUCACAGAUGCACGUGCAGAACGAAUAAAGAAGCAUUAUGCAGCUCAAAUGCGUAAAUCUAAAUCAGGAAACUGGAGCUUCAAUGUGCCCAAGACAAUCACCUGUCGUGUAAUUUCCAUUGAUAUGUUGAAAACAUUGAUAGGCAUGUCUCUUCAUAAAGGUGAUGCUGAGCACCUUGGAUUGUUCAAAGAAGAUAACGCAAAACUUAUAGACGAAGAACCAAAAUCUCAAUGUGUUGCAAACAGUGGUACUUCAUUGGUACUUGCAGGACUUCAUGCUUGCGGUGAUCUUUCAGUAACAAUGCUUAAGGCGUUUUUGGAGUGCAAAGAUGUUAAAGCUGUUGUUAGCAUUGGGUGUUGUUACAACUUAUUGUCCGAAGAAGGUGCUGACAAUAUUGAAACCCACUGUGGGUUUCCUAUGAGUAGUGGUGUUAAGUCAGCUGGCUUUCCACUUGGAAAGAGUUCUCGUGAUCUUGCUUGCCAGAGUGCUGAGCGAUGGAAAAGCCUGGAAAAAGAUGACGGCCUUCAUAAUUUUGAGUUGCAUUCUUUUCGUGCUGCUUUCCAGUUGGUUCUUUCUAAAUAUUAUCCAGAAGUCAUGGAAACAAGCCCUUCUAUUGGUCGUCAAGGAAAGGCUUUGCGUCGCAGACAGCAGAGGAAAGUGGAAGCUCCAUUGCAUCAUAAAGAAGUUGCAUGUCCACAUUUGCAUCCAAACCAGAAAGGACGUUUCCCUAACAUAGACCCCAAUGAACCUGAAACAGAUGAAACAUCACGCUUGGCAAUAGACACAGAUGCCUUAUUGACUGGAAUUUCAUCCUGUGAGAGUACGAGAUGUGAAGGGCCUAAAACUGUUGACAAAUAUAAACAUUUUGAGAAGUUCACCCAGUCUGGAUUAUGUCGUCUUGGUCUCAAACCUUUGGAGAGGAUCAAUUUCCAUGAAAUAUGGAAGGAAGCAGAGCCAUUCACUGAACUUAUAGGACCUUACUGGUCCCUUAGAGCUGCUUUGGGGCCUCUUUUGGAAACUUUUCUUCUGCUUGAUCGAUUAUUGUUCCUCCAGGAGCAAGGCCAUUCAGUUGAGGUCAUGAUGUUACCUAUUUUUGAUCCAGAUGUAUCUCCAAGGAAUGUUGCUAUAAUUGCAAGAAAGAAUUUGCCACAAAUAUGAUAACUUAGCCAAGAGAGGGGAAAAAAUCUGCAAUAUCAACAGCUGUGAGCAAAGGUCAGGUCUCAAGCUUACGUCCAACCCUCUGCAUAUGAAAACCGUCUUGCCCAUUGCUGCAUUGCCAAUAACAAACUCACUGAUGCGACCAGCGCAAUCUCGAACGCAUGACAUACUUUGAACUGAUAAACCCAGGUGAGUUUUCUUCCUCAAGCUUUCCCGCUCUCUUGCUCUCUCUGUGUUUCUCUGUCUCACGGCCUUCUCUCUGUGCAAUGCUGAUGACGAGGCCGUUGACCAGCCACCAGUUGCACAGGCCAGCUAGCAUACAACCUGUCUCCAACCAUUCUCCAUCUCGUCGUACAUAGCUCCCGUGCCACCAAGCCACUCCCCACCACACUUGGACACCGCCCAUGCCAAUAAACCUCGCUAAUUUUUUCUUGGUGCCUAGGCUGAUAUCGGCCAGUGGUAAAACAGACCUAUUCCUCCAUUCUCUCUUAUUUCCCUUCCCAUUUAUCAACCUCUACGUGAAGAAAUUUAUCCAGCUGCUUCGGUUGACCAUCACAGCACCUCUUAUUUCGGCCAUAAACUUUCAAACGGUACAACCUUUCCUCACCAGAUUAUAUAUGUAUGAAUGACAAAUUCUGUAUGAACAUGUUCUUUUCUAAACAAAAGGCGUAUGUUGUUUUGAUGCUUACUGUUCGAAGUGGUUACUUACCAUUGUUUUAUAUGUUAAUCGUCCCAAGUGAACAAUAUUAAUGAUGAGAAGGGGCUGCAGGAUCAGGCGUAGCUUUUGUAGACGAGGCUGGAUCUUAGAGCUUUACAGUUUUCCAAGAGAUUUUCAGUUUAUGCUUUCGUAAUUAGUGGUAAUUAGUGAGGAAAUUUUGUGAAUUAACACAAGACUUAAACAAUUUGAAAUUUUGAAUUGUUUGUACACUUUAUUUAAUAAAAUUUGCAUUGUUUCGGUUU